This is a messenger RNA of Pyrus x bretschneideri (Chinese white pear), 956 nucleotides long. RefSeq names its product heme-binding protein 2-like. The record is from RefSeq and is a predicted model, not a curated record. Bases 56 to 727 code for a protein of 223 amino acids. The transcript has 2 exons. Lineage: Eukaryota; Viridiplantae; Streptophyta; Magnoliopsida; Rosales; Rosaceae.
AAGUUUAUUUGAGACGAAAAGGCUGGCCUUCAGCCUUCCACCGUCAUCAGAAGGCAUGGAGAUUCCAAGGUCGUCGUCAAUGGCGCUUCUACUACUAUCCAUAUUCUUCCUCCCAAACUUUUUCUGCCUAUGCAGUGCGAUCGAGUCGCCUCAGUACUCCGUGGUUCACUCGGAAUCCGACUUCGAGAUCAGACUCUACAGACUAACCCCCUGGAUGUCUGCUCCUGUUACGGACAUCUCCUUCGAGAAAGCCACCAAAAAUGGCUUCCACAGACUGUUCCAGUACAUCCAAGGUGCCAAUUUGAACUUCUCUCGGAUUGCAAUGACAGCGCCUGUUUUGACAAGCAUAGUCCCAGGAGCUGGCCCCCUUCACUCGUCGGCCUAUUUUGUCAGAUUCUACUUGCCUACGAAGUUCCAAAGUACCCCUCCCACACCCCUCCCCGAACUCAACUUGAAAUCCUACACAUGGGACAGUCAUUACAUUGCCGUCAGGAAGUUCUCUGGGUUCGCAAGAGAUACAAACAUUGUGAAAGAGGCAGAGAAACUCGCCACCAGCUUGAGCAGGUCUCCAUGGGCAAACUCUACAUCAGCAGAAAGUAGCUACGCUUACUCGAUUGCACAGUACAACUCCCCAUUCCGAUUUAUUGGUCGUGUGAAUGAAGUUUGGGUUGAUGUCAAUGCAUCUGGAGUGGAUGGAUAUAAAUCCAGCGAAAUAGCUACGUAUUGACAUUCUGCAGUUUAUGGGCAUAUAUCGAAACUUGGGUUGUUAACUAUACUCGAAUGUGCUACAUCUUAGUUUCCAUACCUGUAUCGGUAUGUAUAUAUGAAUAUGAUGACUGUAACCGUUGUGCAGAAUAUGCGGUCCGUUACAAGGUGUACUUCGAACAAAUUCUAUGUUGAGUCCUGUUUCAGGAUGGUGUCUGUAUAGUGGGAAUAAAUGCAAGGUAUUUUCGACC